AUGCCCUCUUUCGGUUGUGCACGAUCUGAGACUUUUCUGACAGGCGUUGUUGAUGAUCCCACAUACCACAUACUCAGGAAAUACGCAACUCCAGCUGUUCCUGAUCUUGCAUUGCUCAAGGAAUUCCUGGUAUCGAAACCGGCGGGAUUAUCUCUUCUGCUGAGCCCCGUGAGGUAUGCGACUCUAAAGUCCCAUGAUUUAGCUGGGAUGUUCAGCAAGGGCACCCCAAAUUCAUAUUGCGUUGACCUGGAAAGCCUUCUGGCUCUUAGCGUCAUCAAACCUCCCGAAGUUGGUGCGUUUCCUCUUUCUCUUCAACCUCAGGUUCUAACGCCGUUCUAUACUCUUCAAGGCACUACCGAAUUUUCUUACAUUCCGUUUUGGAACAUGCUUAUACACGAAGCAAUCAAGGGGUACCUGCAGACUUCUGUGUCAUUGACUUUCGCAAGGAGCACAAACUGCGAGACGCAGACACUGUCUCAACUUCCUGACUACGUUGGAUAUGUGGGCGCUCUUUAUUCUUUGUUCCGGGGUGAAGAAAAGGCAGUUCGGGGGCCAGGGAAUCCAAAGCAGGGCCUCAUGGACAAGCUGGUCUGGGUGUACAAGGACGUGCCCUAUCUGCUUGGCUACCAUGCAAGGGGUCCCAACGUGACAUUCGGUGCACUCUACCAUGGUGGGGGCAAGGUGCAGUGCAAAGAUUUGGUCACGGUGGAUCUGAGCAGCAUGACUGACAGGGUGCGGUCCCAGCUCAUACUUUUCAACUUGGGGAGGGUUCUGGCGGGCCUUUGUGAUCUAUGCUCAAGGAGAAACGAGAUUUCUGAUACGGUCAUGGUGCAGGAAGUGGAUCUUGAGAAGGGUGGCAAGUCCGUGGUUCUUUCAGGAUACUCGGUCAUCAAGGGAUAUAUGAACCUGGAGAAGGCAAAGAAGGUGUGGAAUGCAUACUCACGCAUCCAGGGCUGCCCAAAUGCAGAGAAGUGUCAUACAAAGGCCUGUCCCCGAAAGAGGAAACGAAACAGUGAUCCUGAAGAUCGAUUGUACACUUUGACGUUCACGCCGCGGCUCGAUACGAACCAGCGAGCCACGCCCGUUCCCGAGCUGUUAAGGGCCUUGCUUCACGUCUCCAAUGCGCUGUGUUACGCCCAUGAGCGGCGUGUGAUACACAGGGACGUGAGCUGGAGCAACGUUGGACUGGAUCUCGCUUCCAACCAGUGGGUACUCUUUGACUGGAAUGAGUCCUGCACUUCUCCAGCUCCAUGUGCUGCAGCGACGCUUUCCGGUGCCUGUCAUGCACCGGAGAUUCCUCUGGGCCCUCACGAUACUGCAGUCGACGUGUGGGGUCUAGGCUGGCUAAUCCAUACGUCCAAGGUGACUCUGACCCAAGAGCUGGAAGAACUUCGAGAUGACUGCCUAGAGGAGCAGCCUAAGGCUAGACCGACAAUGACCUCCUGCACGGAUCGGCUGCAGAAAAUGUUUGCAAAUUUGGACGGGUAA
This is a messenger RNA of Selaginella moellendorffii, 1488 nucleotides long. RefSeq lists its product as uncharacterized. Lineage: Eukaryota; Viridiplantae; Streptophyta; Lycopodiopsida; Selaginellales; Selaginellaceae. The record is from RefSeq and is a predicted model, not a curated record. The transcript has a single exon. Bases 1 to 1488 code for a protein of 495 amino acids.